GCGUGGGCUGACCCGCGUUGCCGCGCGGGCUGCGGCAACCGUCGGCAGUCGGCGCGGCUUGGGCGGUUGUCUUGGAGAAGCAAGAUGGCGGCGACGGCGGCCGCGGUGGUGGCGGAGGAGGACACGGAGCUGCGGGACCUGCUGGUGCAGACGCUGGAGAACAGCGGGGUCCUGAACCGCAUCAAGGCUGAACUCCGAGCAGCUGUGUUUUUAGCGCUAGAGGAGCAAGAAAAAGUAGAGAACAAAACUCCUUUAGUCAAUGAGAGCCUGAAAAAGUUUUUAAAUACGAAAGAUGGCCGGCUGGUGGCUAGUCUCGUUGCCGAAUUUCUUCAGUUUUUCAAUCUUGAUUUUACCUUGGCUGUUUUUCAACCUGAAACUAGCACAUUUCAAGGUCUCGAAGGUCGAGAGAAUUUAGCCCGAGAUUUAGGAAUUAUUGAAGCAGAAGGUACGGUGGGUGGACCCUUAUUAUUAGAAGUGAUCAGACGCUGUCAACAGAAAGAAAAAGGGCCAACCAGUGGGGAAGGUGCACUAGAUCUAUCUGAUGUACAUUCUCCACCAAAGUCACCAGAAGGAAAAGCAAGUGCACACACUCCUCCCAGUAAGAUACCAAGGUAUAAAGGACAAGGUAAGAAGAAGCCAAGCAGGCGGAAGUCUGGUGCCAAGAAGGCCAGCAAUGAUGCUAGUCAGAGUGAUACCAGUAUCUCAUCAUCAGAAGCAAAGAGCAAAAGUAGUCUUCACUUACUGGCCCAUGAAACAAAAAUUGGAUCCUUGUUAAGCAACAAAAGUCUAGAUGUCAAAGACAAAGCUGGUCCUUGUCCAGAUGAAGAUGAUAUGGAAGGAGAUUCUUUCUUUGAUGAUCCCAUUCCUAAACCAGAAAAAACCUAUGGUUGGAGAAGUGAACCUAGUAAGCAAGUAGGAAGCCUUGCAUCGCUCUCGGACGCCCCCCCCUUAAAAAGUGGACUCAGCUCCCUUACUGGAGCUCCCUCAUUGAAAGACUCUGAAAGUAAAACGGGAAACACAAUUCUGAAAGAUCUUAAAUUGGUCAAUGAUAAAAUCGGAUCACUUGGUUUAGGGACUGGAGAGGAAGAUGACUAUGCUGAUGAUUUUAACAGUACCAGCCAUCGCUCAGAAAAAAGUGAGCUAAGUAUUGGUGAAGAGAUCGAGGAAGACCUCUCUGUGGAAAUAGAUGACGUCAAUACCAGUGAUAAACUUGAUGACCUGACACAGGACCUGACUGUGUCCCAGCUCAGUGACGUUGCGGAUUAUCUGGAAGAUGUUGCCUAGGCGAUGAAAGAAGGAAGUAUUCUAAUCGGCAAAGGGACAAAGGACUCUGAUCAGUUCUUUUUUUUUUAUCCUGGACAAUCUCUCUUUGCUGGAAUGUCUGCUCCCUGUUGGUGCCUGUGUUCCAAAAAGAUUACAGAUAUUAAAAAAAAUUAACUUUUGGGCUUCCCUUGUGGCGCAGUGGUUGGGAGUCCACCUGCCGAUGCAGGGGACACGGGUUCGUGCCCCGGUCCGGGAAGAUCCCACGUGCCGCGGAGCGGCUGGGCCCGUGAGCCAUGGCUGCUGCACCUGCGCUUCCGGAGCCUGUGCUCCGCAACGGGAGAGGCCACAACAGUGAGAGGCCCGCGUACCGCAAAAAAAAAAAAAAAAAUUAACUUU
Globicephala melas (long-finned pilot whale) is the source of this 1659-nucleotide messenger RNA. RefSeq names its product centrosomal protein 43 (gene CEP43). NCBI's taxonomy places the organism in Eukaryota, Metazoa, Chordata, Mammalia, Artiodactyla, Delphinidae. The record is from RefSeq and is a predicted model, not a curated record. Gene Ontology annotation, molecular function: protein binding. Gene Ontology annotation, cellular component: centrosome. Gene Ontology annotation, biological process: microtubule anchoring.